AUGUCACCUGUCAACAAUCAUCCAGUCAGUCUUGCUAGCUGCAUUGCCAAACUGAUGGAACCCUGUGUCAAAGAAGCACUCUGGAACUUCUGGAAUUCCCACAGCCUUAUCCAGCCCUCACGGUUUGGAUUUAUCCCUAACUCAAGCUGCUGUGAUCAACUUAUCGAGAUUCUUGAAGACAUCACCCGGGUCACUGAUGGCAGAUCAUGGGUGGAUGCUGUUUACCUUGACUUUGCUAAAGCAUUUAAUUCUGUACUACACAAAAGACUUAUGUCAAAACUUUCUGCAAUGGGUGUGAAAGGAGUCCUUCAUUCUCAGCCGAAAAGAGGUAGUCACAAUUCUAGGACAGCAUUCUUCACCUUAUGA
Messenger RNA from Octopus bimaculoides (California two-spot octopus), 366 nucleotides. RefSeq lists its product as uncharacterized. The record is from RefSeq and is a predicted model, not a curated record. Lineage: Eukaryota; Metazoa; Mollusca; Cephalopoda; Octopoda; Octopodidae.